Messenger RNA from Ceraceosorus guamensis, 1510 nucleotides. RefSeq lists its product as hypothetical. The coding region runs from base 219 to 1460 and encodes 413 amino acids. Gene Ontology annotation, biological process: retrograde vesicle-mediated transport, Golgi to endoplasmic reticulum. The record is from RefSeq and is a predicted model, not a curated record. NCBI's taxonomy places the organism in Eukaryota, Fungi, Basidiomycota, Exobasidiomycetes, Ceraceosorales, Ceraceosoraceae. The transcript has 3 exons.
UGCAUACACACAGUGCACACACCCGCACUGGACGACAACUCGCUGACCCACGCAACCACCAUUCGGUGAUUCGUUAUCCUGUUCCCACGAGUCCUCUUGGGAAGCACAUGUUCACGUGUCGAGACUCCCCUCUUGAACAGCACCUCUCCCGCAUACAGCCACGUUGCGCUGCCUCUUCGUCUCGAGCUUGGACCCAAAGAUUUGGAGUGAUCGCCGUCAUGACUGAAGCAACGACCAACGACCUUCCAACUUCUCCGCCCACUUCGCCAGGGGACGAUGCGGCCGCACGUCGAGCUGCUCGAAAAGCUCGCAUUUUGGGAUCGGGUACCGACCGGCUAGCUCGCAUCACCAAGACGGGAAGAGGCGACGAAGCCAGUACAUUGUACCCUCCCACUUCCCCCUCUUCCUCUUCAUCCCGAGGAAUUGCUCCAAACCUCUCUGCAGAGGCAGAUGAACAUCCAGAUCCAGAGGAGAUUGAUCUGGCUCAGUUGGCUAGAUUACAAGCUGGCGAGGGAGGCGCGAUGAGCGUCAAUCCUUUUGCUAGCCCGAGGGCUGGACAAACACACCUCAAUGAUGCGCAGUCUCCCGGACAAGGGCAACAGGGACUUCCGCCAGGUUUCCCGCAGCUUCCAGCUGGCAUGGAGCUGCCUCCCGGCAUGGCGGAUAUGUUUGCUCAGUUUCAAGCCGCCAUGGCCGGUGGAGGAGGUCCACCCGGCUCAAGUGGUGAAGCAGGCGCUCAAACUUCAACCCCACCCGUCGCUCCAUCAGGUUCACGAACGGUGGAGAGGAUCUUUGGCUUGACGAGGGUCUUGAUAUUUGCAGCUUUUGGUGCAUAUUUGGUAGCUCCACUACUGCACGCCCAUAGAGCUGUGCUGGCCGGAGAGGGAGAGGCUCAUCACGUCAACGGAGGAGCAUUGUUGCACUGGGCAAGAUUGGGGUACGAGAGGCCAAGCCCGUGGGAUGCAGGCACUUUUGGUCUUGAAGAGCUCGGACUCGGCGGCAUUCCCGUCUUCUACCUCUUCUUGACUCUCGAAAUCGGGUUGCAAUCGGCAAGAAUCAUGCUGAUGAGGCACCGACCACCUCCGCCUUCUCUCCUUCAACGUUUCUCCCCUUUGCUACCUCCAGCGCUCUCCUCCAUCCUCCUCACAGGCUCUCAAUACUUGACGCUCCUGAACGCCUUCAUCAACGACUUGGCCGUCGUCAUUUUUGUGAUGGGCGUUGGAAUUCUGUGGGCUGGUUGGAGGGUAGGAUACGAUCCGUUCGGUCAAGCAGGCGAUGCGCUAGCUUCCAUCGGAUCUGCCAUCGAUCCCAACCAAUUUGCCGAUACUGCUAGUCCGGCCGGUGUAGCUGCGUCGGCGCGGGGUGCGGUGGGCGGCAUACCCGCUCUGGCCAAAGCAGCAGCUGAGAAUGUCCUCGGUUCUCAACCCCCCUUUGAACCCCCUUACCAGGGUGCUUUGUAAUGUCUCGAUCACGUUCAACGGGCUACGAUUAGCAGUAAUGAUCAUAGAUU